This is a messenger RNA of Amoebophrya sp. A25, 2138 nucleotides long. Lineage: Eukaryota; Dinophyceae; Syndiniales; Amoebophryaceae. The record is from the annotation of a GenBank genome assembly.
GCCAGGAAGAUGGGGAAACGUCUCUGAAGAGUAGGUGUUACUUUCAAGUGAAGAACAAAAAAUUAUGUAAUCAGGUGGAUCAACACGGACUUGUUGACAUCAAAUCUUCUGUUGAAGUUGAAGUAACAAGUCUGAGUUAGAAAUAGAGAGGAUGACCGCUAAAGUCGUCGAUUUCGAACAGGAGCACCUUUUGCGGUUGCAAACAGGCUUAGCUUCUUGCGCAGAUUCGUUUCAAGAUGCUAGGUCGUCCUUAAGUGCCUGUUCCAGUAUACUGAGGAGUGUAACCAAGUCUACCGCGUCUACGCAGAGUCGAAGCACCGGUACACAGGCACGUUUCCUGGACGAGAUACAUCACUUAAAGGAGGACCUCCUUGCAGGAGAAGCUGCAUCAGCAGAGCAGCUCUCUCGUUUACGAGACGCAUUGGUUGCGGCCACGAAUGAUGCUGUUGGAGGUCUCAAGGCCGCUUCCUCUGCGGCUGCGCGUGCGCGCCGUCAACAUGCUGACAUCUUUCCGCUCUAUCAAUUGCAAAAUGCCUUGAGGGAGACGGUAGAGAGUCUCUUAUUGGUAGAAAAAGUAGACAUCGAAGAAACUACAAAAGGCGAAAUACUCGGAGAUCUCUUGGUUCUCAGUGCUACAUUGGAUGAUGCACUUGUUGACGGGACUUCUCAAGGAUCCCCCGCCGACACAAAGCACAAUAGCGGCGACAGGUGGAUCGCUACUGUCUUGCAGAGAUUGACAAAGAAGCUAGCGGUUUCUUCUUCAUCUUCUGGUUCUACAAGUAGUACUGCGAGUAGUGCUAGGCCUAGGAUUUCACCAGUAGUAUUGAUGUCACGAUUCCUAGUUGGACAUCGUCCAAUCCGACAUGAGCUACAGGCGGCUAAAGCUAAUGAGGCUGAAGAUCACUUCGCACAGUGGCCUGCAGAUGUGGCGUGGCGACGUAUUCUAGAAGGACGAUGUGGCCAUGGUGGAGCAGGAGUGCAACAGGAGAUCGUGAACUUGCAGUCAGUUAAAGAGCCCUCUAGCAGUAGCAAUGUCAAUUUGCUAACCGACCAGUUGCGCUUCGUUGACCUUUGCAUGUCGUCUCUGACGACUGGUGCAUCACGUUCGAAAGAGGCUAUCCGUCUGCUCAAGCAGUUGCAAGGAGCAGUACAACGAGGAGAGUUGGUUCUUAGGCAGAAAUUUGCGGUCGAUAUAGCAAUCCAGCUGUUUGCUGUUGUCGUAGUUGGUUCCGGUGGCUGUGGUCCUCAUUCUCAACACCAAACGUCGAAGAACUAUUCUGCCUUGGCAUUAGUUGUAGAGCAGGAGCAGGCAACGUCGACGAAGGCAAAGAAGACCGCGCGCACUUCUAUUCCUCCUCUGAAGAUAAUUGAUGAUGAGCAGGCCGGAGAUGUCGAGGACGAUGAUGAGAACCAGAAUGGCUUACGAGUCGUUGCCAACGUGGAUGAUGGCGCGAUCGGAGAUGACGCAGAGGAAAUGCUUCCAUCUUUGUCGUCCCUAUUUACUAUGUCUUCUGGGCGAAAGGCUUUUCGCCCAGAAGGUCAACCUUCGUCUUCCUCCGACUUGGAAGAUAUCAGUGAUAGUACCUCCUCGAUACCAGAGAGCAGCUCCACCGGGGAAAACGUCAACGACUCUGGUGGUUCUGCAACGAGAGAAAACAGGUUGCAAACACUGCGUAAAAUCCUCAGUCAUGCUCGCCAACAAACUUUGCUUAUCGGGCGACCUUCAGCAUCCGCGAGUUCCAAGAAAGGAGUUGAGGGGCCUUCGCACCGAAUAAAGCAGAAGCAGACUGUUGAUGCUCUCUGCAAUAUUGACCAAGCUACAGCUAUGUUGAACGAGAUACGUCAGUCGCAGUCGAACCCAUCCCCCUUUUGGUCUACCCUAUGCGAUCAAAGCAGGUGGACCCUAGCACUUAAUGACGACCUCGCGAGAAUGGGGGUGUAUGGACUAUGUGCUACAGAAUACCCGUUCCUUCUGCGGGGUCUUCUUUCUGAUGACUCAAGCACAUCUUCUCCGAAGGACAACAAGUCUUACUUUCAGAUCUUCUUAGAGGAAUUGGAUGCGUUGGGCGUUUUAUUGGAUAGGACAGAAGACCUCUGAAACUGAAUCUGAAAUUAUAUGACAAAAGACGAUGCUGGAU